This is a messenger RNA of Lachancea nothofagi CBS 11611, 1737 nucleotides long. Lineage: Eukaryota; Fungi; Ascomycota; Saccharomycetes; Saccharomycetales; Saccharomycetaceae. The record is from the annotation of a GenBank genome assembly.
AUGGGCCAUUCUAUCGAAGAUGAGCUUACACCAGAUAUCAUAGAGGCAGCCUUGCCUUAUUUGUCCAUAGAGGAUAUUAAAAACCUGUCUUUAACAAAUAAGUACUUUCACAAGUUACUUGAUUUCGAGAAAUCUGACACCUUAUGGCAUGAGCUUUUUCGUAAGUCGUUUGGAUCAAUGCACUCAGAUGCCGAGCCUUUAGAGUCCAAGGAAAACGCCCAGUACAUGAGCUGCUGCGAGGCUAUACUUAGAAACCGAUUUCCGGACGAAUCUUGGGGCCAACUGUACAGGAAAAGGGCUUUGAACGCUACAUUUCACACUUGGGGGUCUUUAAAACAUGCGAGACUGGGGUUUACAGCAGUUUCUCACGGGUCUUUGCCCAUAGAGGUCAUCAAUAACGCCGGAAUGAGGCUUCAGUUUGGCAUCAACGCCCCGGUCCCAGUCCCUUGGUAUUCAUCCGAAGAGGGUCAAUCUCAACCCUUCGACGACAAAAGUAUAGCGAGCGUUUCUGCAGGAGGCUUUUCAUUUCAAAUUUUAACAAAAUCUGGUAAGCUUUACAGCACCGGGUCUACUUAUUCAGGUGGCCAUCGAGGACCAGGGACCGUCGAAGGCGAACAUGAUUACAAUCCAUUUCAGGAACUUAUAGUGCGAACAGAACGAAGUCUUGCUUUGUUCAACGGAAGAACUCCGAGAGCCGGCGGUGUCGUGCCUAUAAAUACCACCAGCUCCAUGCCACUGGAGAGACCUCACGAAAAUAUCUACGCAAGACUAGAAGAUGUUGAGCAAGCCCUGGAUCAAAAAGUUUUGGGAAACAAACAUGUCAGAAGGCUUUUCGCGCGCGAUGUUCUUAACGUAGAUCCGCAGGUACCUCAUCAUGUGUCUGUUGAAAGCGAGGAGCUCGAUAAAAUAAAAUUCCAGGCUUUAUCCUCCGGGCGAUCACAUUUUUUAGCCUUGAGUACUGAAGGAGAACUUUACUCUUGGGAUGGUCCAGAUGUUGAGCAGGGGAUACGUAUCGUCUUAGAGAGAAUACCUGUGAAGACAAGCAAUCCAAUUGUGAAGAUAGGCUGUGGGUGGAAUUAUAAUUGUGUGUCCGUUUACAAAAUAGGUCUUGUAGUUUGGAGUAGCCGAAGCGCUACCAAAGAGAAUGAGCCAUUUGCGACGGCCAAUUACAAAAUAAUUCCAAACACAGGCGAAGUGAGUGGUGAUGACAAAGUAGUUGACUUUGCAUGCUGUGCUAACAUGUGCGUCUUUUUUAUCACAGCGAAUGGUGAUCAAUUGAAAUUGUACGCAAACGGCGAGAUGCAGAAUGUUGAUUUACCACUUGAUGGAAAGCUAGUCAAAAUAGUUGGGUGUUACACUAUGUUGGCGAUAUUCACAACGCGAAGCUGCUAUACCGUGAACGUAGUGGACGGGCAAAUCUUACCGCAAAGUCUCAUUAGACUAGAAUUAGAAGACAAUGAAGAUAUGUUCAUUUCACUAUCCACAGGCGACUACCACACAAUAGCGCUGACAUCAAAGGGUAAAAUGUAUACGUGGGGGCUAGAAAGUGAAUUAUGCGGAUGUUUAGGACUUGGAAACCGCGAAGAAAUUGUCAACGCAAGGCGCAUUGGUAGAAUCGAAAACUUACGAAGUACUAGAGUCAUUAAACCAUCUCUCGUGAAAUUGGCGAAUGCGGAUUAUGUUUGUCUGGCCGUAACAGCAGGAGGAUGGCAGACCGGAGCUUUAAUUUUGAGCUAG